Molecule: messenger RNA, 8354 nt
Organism: Anguilla rostrata (American eel)
Lineage: Eukaryota; Metazoa; Chordata; Actinopteri; Anguilliformes; Anguillidae
Gene: zbtb37
Product: zinc finger and BTB domain containing 37
Exons: 4
Coding region: 607-2202 (531 amino acids)
Biological process (GO): regulation of transcription by RNA polymerase II
Molecular function (GO): protein binding; RNA polymerase II cis-regulatory region sequence-specific DNA binding; DNA-binding transcription factor activity, RNA polymerase II-specific
Source: RefSeq, a predicted model, not a curated record
GCUUUGCUCCUUCCAAAAUACAUAGGAAAGAACAGCAUUUCCCGGAAGAUUAAGCGUCUUUUACUGUAUUUUGGCCCGCCCUGUAUAAUGGAAGUAUGUGAGCGGCGAAAGGGAAUAGCUGAAAAAACUAGAUUUUUGAAAAUGACUUAGUAAUUGAUGCACGGGAAAUUGACAUUUCCAUACGUUGUUUGUCUACGGUCGCACGUAUUGUUUAGUUUUGCAUUGCGUAUUUCAUGCUUUGUUUUUGUGAUUUUUGGGGUUAAACCAGGCACCACCCCGUUUCAGGCAACAGAGUGAUAUCGGGUAGGCUUCGGAUGAUCACCGUCCUGCAGUAUGUUGUACUGACCGAGAAGGGGGGCUAAGGCACGGUUGUAGUGAAUGGGCUUCAUCGGUGGACAAAACCAGAACGAAAAAAUAUCGAAAUAUGCAUGUAUUAGCUAUGUAUAAAUAAGCCAACAGUCAUGAGCUAACUCGCUAGCUAACAACGUUAGCUGAUGUGUUAUUAGUAAAACUGAUUUUCUUCUAAAAUAAAGCGAGCUAGCAUUGCAUUCCACCUCAGUUCGACUGCAUUCCACCCACUUAGAAAGGUUGAGUACAGCAAGCAAGAUGGAGAGAGCAGGCAGCAUACAGCUGGACAUCCCUGAUUUCAGCAACUCUGUGUUAUCCCACCUCAACCAACUGCGCAUGCAGGGACGUCUGUGUGACAUCGUGGUCAACGUGCAGGGUCAGAGUUUCCGUGCCCACAAGGUGGUCUUGGCUGCCAGCUCGCCAUACUUCCGAGACCACAUGUCACUGAGCGAGAUGAACACCGUAUCUAUUUCAGUGAUCCGCAACCCCACAGUGUUCGAGCAGCUCCUGUCCUUCUGCUAUACAGGGCGCCUCUGCCUGCAGCUCGCUGACAUAAUCAGCUACCUGACAGCGGCUAGUUUCCUGCAAAUGCAACACAUCAUCGACCGCUGCACUCAGAUCUUGGAGGGCAUCCACUUCAAGAUCAGCGUGGCUGACGUGGCUGAAGACCUGGGGGGCAGUGGACAGACUCAUAGGGGUGGGGGGCGGACCUUGGAGUCGGGAAGAGGGGGCGGGGGCUCGCGCUCUCUCAGCCCUCGGCACAGUAGCCCCAGGGUCGUAGGCGUGCGGGGAAACGGAGAGGGCGUGCUCGAUAUUCGGGACGUUAGAGAGGUGCGAGAGGUUACUCCCCCGGACGAGUCCAUGAGCCCCCAGAUUGUGGAGCACAGCGGAUUGGGCUCGGAGGGUCUGAGCCGAGUCAGCAGCGUAGGGGGCAAGGAGCCCAUCCUGCGGAUAAACCGGGCGGGGCAGUGGUACGUGGAGACGGGGCUGGAGGCGGGGCGCGGGGGCGAGGAGGACGUGCGGGUGGUGGACGGGCUGCGGAUCAAGACGGAGCGGCUGGAGGAGUGGAUGGGCGCGGAGACCCAGGCGUCCGGAGAGGAGGGGAGCAGUGCGGAGGAGGUGGCCGCCAUGGUGAUCGACACUACGGGGCGCGGGGCGAUGCCGCAGGAAAGCUACAUCGCGGAGGCCUCUGGGGCCAAGAGCUCACACCCCUCCAGCAGCUUCAGCGAGACAGAAAGGUUCAGUCCAGCAGACAGUGUAGUGGUAAUGGCUGAGCGGCAGAGAGCCAAGAGCGAGUCUCCUGGCAGAGUGGAUGAUCAGAGGCAUCCCACAUCGCAGAGGGAAGAGCAGGCCAUUUUUGACAUGGGAGGAUAUGAGGACUACUUGCGCGAACAAGUAGGCGACCGCUGGUUCCGCUACAACCCCCGCCUCACCUGCAUCUACUGCUGCAAGUCCUUCAACCAGAAGGGCAGCCUGGACCGGCACAUGCGGCUGCACAUGGGCAUCACGCCGUUCGUCUGCCGCAUCUGCGGGAAGAAGUACACGCGCAAGGACCAGCUGGAGUACCACAUCCGCAAGCACACGGGGAACAAGCCCUUCCACUGCCACGUCUGCGGCAAGAGCUUCCCCUUCCAGGCCAUCCUCAACCAGCACUUCCGCAAGAACCACCCGGGCUGCUCCUCCCGGGAGGUGUCCCACAGCGCCUCCCCCGAGACCACCACCGUCACGUCCCGCGGCGGCAACAACGGCGACGGGUCGCCCGGUCAGGAGGAGGCCGAGGGCGGCGGCGGGGGACUCGGGCCGCCAUUCGGGGAGCCCGUCCAGCCAUCCGUCUCCACCACAGGCCCCGAUUGAUGGGGGAGCUUUGGGACGGGGUGUCCAGGUUGGAGAGCCCAAUAAUUAACACGCAGGCGGCUAGCUCUUCACGUUCUGCUCUCCUGCAGAGAGGGUUCGGAGGCUCACGGACAGAAGAUGGAGGGUGAAAGUGAGGCUGCACCUCACGUGAGAUGUCUCUUCAAAAGCGGGGUGGCUUGUUGAGCUGAAGACAGCUAGCCACCCCUUUUUUCUGAAGAGAGAAUGGAAAAGAUGGUGGUCUUCUGAAAUAGGUGGGAUCGUUUUUUUAGUGGAUCUUUUUAUUCAUCCUCUCGGUCAACAGGACUCGGUAAAGUGGUCAUACAUUCAGGAUACAGAGAAAAUAGCAAAACUGAAUACAUUUUUAGUACAGUUACUUAUAUGUCGUCUCUUAUAACACAUCUACCUUCACAGUAAAUCCGUACAGAAUAAGGAUCAAUUCUCCAGCGACCUCAGAGCCCAAAUGGGUGCAGUGCAGUUUGCAUUCGUCCUUUUCCAUUUUAUACUUCUGUUACAGCUUUUUUUUAAACCUGUUUUGUUGCGAUUACUUGCUUACACAGGGGUUUAAAAAUGCAGCGCUUUGAGAUUAUAGUUACUGUUCAUCUAUAGUCACAGUGUAUUUAUAGCUUUGCAAAAAGCUUCAGUAUCGGAUAUAGCUAAGUUGGAAAAGAAAAAUCGUGGAAGAUAAUAUAUUUUAUGUCCUUUAUGGAGGAUUAAACUGGUAAAAGUAAAAAAUAGAGAGAAAUUAUUCAUAGUUAUACUAAAAUAAAUAUGAAAGCCUAAACCUCGGCAUAAAUAAGUGCCAAAAUAAUUGUCAAGGGAAAAAUUAAAAACGUGUUUCUAAUAUUGUAAUCUGUCAGUCAGAAACCACUGACAGUAUCAGACAUGCCAAUGGGUAAUCAAUGCACAGGAACUAUAUUUAAUUAUGCUUGCCUGAAGCCAUGCUAUAUUGCAAUGUCGCUUGAGCCCCAGUGCAGUUUUAGGAAUGGGUGAUGGAAAAUUACAAGGCAACUGCUCUAGAGUCCAGCACUGCUCUAGUGUUGGCUACAGUGUGGAGUGAUUGGUUAUACGGUAUAUAUUUCCAUCACAAUAUGGAGGUAAUGGAACCUACACUGUGUGUAGAGGUUCAGCUAUUACUGUUUGUACAGUAUGUAGAGUUUUUAAUUUUUUUUUUAAAGCAUUCUUAUCCCUCCUUGGCCUAAUGGCACAGUUUGCAAAGGCAUGGCAACAGUGAUAUGUUAUACUUACAGGCUAUUAUGCCAAGUUGUGUGUUUGCUCUCUAUAGACUAAUACUGGUGGGACCCCUUAUCACAAAGCAUUUCUUCUGAAAGGCCCUAGCCAUUUUCUGUCCACUAAAUGUUAUUGUAGUUAGUUGGACAAUAAUAACCAAAUGAUUCCAAGAUAAUUCAAAGGUAAUGACAGAUGAGCACCCUUCCCUUUUCAAAACUGAAUAUCAAACAAAAAUUGCAGAAACCUUUUCAUCAAUCCUCAGAUUUACAGUGACCAUAUUUUGAAAUGCAGCAAAUGGUGUACUAUAAAAAGUUAAUAAACGGUAGGAGGUAAAGGUAGUUAGUAAAAGGUACUAAACCUUGAUUAUAAGAAAUUCUUAUUUCGAGUCUGUUGAUAAUGACAAAAAAAAGCAUAUUUCAAUGAUUUAAAAAAAUAAACAUGAUUAUGACUUGAUUAUGGGAAAUGGUUCACAGUCAUGAAGUAAACUUAAUUAUUAUUUUAUGAAAUCUCUUUUCAAAUGGGUAUGAAAAGAGCUUUCAUACCUGUUGUACUAGCUAUGUCUUUGUCAACAUCCUCACUAUACCAGGGAUGACUAUAAUAUAGGAAUGUGAAAAACAUUCUAAAUGCUACUAGAAGUGAAACUGGGUUCUCCGAGUUCAAGGAAUAUCACCGCUAUCAUAUUAUUUAAAGCAGACUCACUUUGUGAUUCUAAAUUAUUAUAAUCUGGGCAGAAACCAAUCAGUCUCAAAGACAGGGGCCGCUGUAUAAAAUGAGAAAACUCAGCCACAUUCAUGUUAGCUAGCUAACAAAUUUCUUUUAAAGGAUAGUAAAUAAUUAGCUAAAUAAUUGUUGGGUUCGGGGAGGGAGGUAAGAAAAAGACCAGUUUUCCCAAUUUACUACCAUCUGGCUGUCUGGUGUGAAAAGUGCUCUUAAAUCAACUGUAUUUGAUGGAAUGUGAGUGUCAUUUGAUGCAAAAAAGUGAAACGAUAAAUGUUGACAAAAAUACGUGUAGAUUGAUGGAAAUUAAUUAAUAAUUGAUUGUACACAUUUAUUUUUGUCAACAUAUAUCUGUUUCAUUUUGCCAGGUUUAAUCCUCCAUAACACCUUUUGCCUCGAGACAAUCUUAAUAAGUUACUUAAUAAUGAUUUGGGUCGGAAAUAGAUCCAUGCCUCUUAAUUACUAGCAAUUUGGAAACGAUAUCCAUUAAUAUCUUCUUUUAUGUCCCCUGGUGUCUUCAGGAAAAGUACACUUAGUUUAAUUACUUAAUAAGUGCUUCUAAUCACAAUGGUUUGUGUCACUCAGUUUAAAGAAAUGCGUACUGUUUCAAGUGUCUUGAACGAAUGGUAGAAAGGCAUCCUUGGACCAAACCAGCACAAUGUCUUUCAGUAAACUGGUGAAGACAUGCAGGGGGAAAUAGUUUAAUUUAGUUUAUUCAAAGAGCUCAAAUAAAAUCUUAUGCAUUUAAAUAAUCUGACUGGCAUAGUAUUGGCAUAGCAUUUAAAGCCAGUGAAAUUGAGAGAUUGCUUUAUUUAUCUGUAUUUAUUUUAAACUCUUUUUUAGUUUUUUUAUAUUUUCCAAAUGAUGAAAAUCAGCUGCUGAAUGUUAUUUUUAAAAAAAACCUAAUGUAGAAAACACAAAACGGACUUCAACUGCAGAUAAGCUAAACUACAGUUACCUCUCUGGAUUCAGUUACCUCACACACAUAUCAAUACGCAAUACAGCUCUGCUACAAGCAGAUUGGUGCAUGCACUCUGCAGAACUGUAGGUGAACUUCUCUUUUUUUGUAUGUUUUGACUGUUUUAUCUCUUGACUGCUUUGGAAAAAAGGCAGCCAUGUUUUAUAUAUCGUUCAGCUUGGGCUGCAUGUCAGGACUCUUUUUCAGUCAUAGCUGGGGGGGGGUGUAUUUCACAUCUGAAUCUUGGGAGAUGGGAAUCGGUGGAGUAAGGGAUGUGGGAAAUGCGAGUGAACGACAAAGAAAUCAUGACGUGAUUAUACAUGGAUGAUCAUCUUAAUGAAUACUCUGUGGAAAGACAGGAGGAUAUUGAUUGGGGAAUGUAGAAAUUCCGUGUGGAGGACCAUGUGCAGAGAAGCCAGAAAUCCCUUCCUCAGAAAAGAGGUCCUUUGCCUCAGGCACAUGACCGAAGUUGACGGUUUCGAAAUUGCCACGAAUAGCUGUUUUAUUUGAACGAUUGACGGGAUUGGUGCAUACAGGAGUCCUGAGAUGCAUCAGUACAACUGAGGCGUAGUUGACAACCAGAACAACGGUCCACUUCCUCUUCGAACACCUGCAAGCCAAAAUGACAACAUUGAGCACUAAUAAAAAGAUGUUUAAAACUAAAUACCAAUUUUUAAUGACUACAGAUAUAUAUUAUAUAUACAUGUAUUUAAGCAAAAUUGUAUUUAUACAGCCAUUGAUUUACGACUAAAAUGUUUAAAGGAAAUGCUAUAGCAGCAAAAUGAUCUGGCUGUUAUCAAUGUUUAGUCAUUUUUAAAAAUAUGAGCUGUGAAUCACUUAUGGGUGUGAAAAGAUUUUUAUUGGUUGAUUGCGAGUGUAAAAACAGCUACUGAUUUUAUAUUGUUUUAUUUUUCUUCUCGCUUAGUGACAGAUAUGGCAGGUAUCCUUUUCUUCUUUACACACCUCUGUCUACACUUCAGGUCCUCAACACUUACAACAGAUAUCAGGUAUUUUAUGUUUUUUUAUGCUUGUUUAUAUUUAAAGUUUAAUAUAGACUGGGUUUUAGGGUUGUCUUUCUGUAAUCCAGGGAUAAUAUCUUAGGUUAUAUGAACUGUUUCACAAGUGCAGUUUUUGAAUAUAUAAUUUUUAGUUCCUUUCAAAAAGUGCAAAAAUAUGCUAACACGGUGGUAGCUAAUGACUAAGAUAAUAAACAUUGUACAUCUUAAGUUUAUGGUAGCAACAAGACAAUGACAGUUGCUGCAAUAGAUGGGCCAGAUGGUUCAUUAUUAUACAUCAGAAAGGCAUCGGCGACAGGGCUACUCACAGCUGUUGGCGAACUUCCAAAACACUCCCGAAGUAAGGUUAAAUCUUCGUUUCUUAAAUCUUCCUUUUUUUGUUUAAUGUUCAAAAUAAUAUUGGAGUGUAGCGUAUGAUUUCUAAAUAUGUAAUCUUUACUGGUCUUAUGUGUUUCUUUUAUGGGUUUCAGGCUUUCUGGUGUAGAAUGUGUGAAAGAAGUCUGAUUAUUGUUAAAAAUUGAAAGCACUCUGAUUCGAACCGUGAACGAUUUUCUAAUUAUGACGAUCGUGUGGAUAAAAAAACAAAAACAUUUUGUUUACAGCCUGAAGAUAAUGUAAGUUCCCUGAUACUGAAACCACUUCUGUGCAGGACCUUGGUUUGGUUUGUGCACAGCCGUUGGUUGAAGUGUUUGUUUAUGUAAUAACAGAAAUAUCGUGCGAUUUGCCCACUUACUGUAUGCAACACAUUAGAAAGUGUAAUGAGAGGCAGAGAAGCUCUCUGCCCUUUGGGUAAUGGAGUUAACUUGCCCAACUCUGGAGGAAGCACUACCAUUCUGCACUCUGUCUCUGUGCAAUUUUAAAAAGUCUCAAAUCCAUUAAAUCUUUAUUUUAAAGCUUUAAUAGUUGAACAACCAGAAAAUAAAUUGUAUAUUUAUAGUGUAAAUAUGAAUAUCUGAACAUGUUUCAUGUAUGGAUGUAAACCUAAAGAUGUAUUGUUUAACAUCAUUGACAUGAACAAGCUUUCUCACACAAAUUCACCAUUACAUAGCAGUAGUUUCAUGUGUGUUUAUGUUUUUUGUUUGUUUGCCCUCAUUUACCUCUGUUCUAUGUGAAUUUUGCAAUGCCAUCUUAACAAGCUAGUGAAAUGUUUUCAUUUAAGACCUGCAAUAUUGUAGUUAGUAAAUUCAGUUACUCCAGUGCAGCUAAGCUGUGAAACGUAAGCUGUUAAACACUGAUUUCUGACCCAAGAUUCGUUUCUCUAGAACAGACAUGUGCACUCGCUUUAUGUUGUGAUGGGUCAUAUCAGAGACAGGAUUGCAACACAGGAAUUUAUCACUUAGAGAAGAUUCUGACCACAUUGUUCAUUAAACACAAUUUCCUAGAACAUACUUAUUGCAACUCACAUUAUCAUAAUGCUUACAAGCCGGGCUGAGCGUACAUAAAGCCUUGUGUUAGGACUUUUGCUGUCUUAUAUAAAGUUACAAAACGACAUUUAAAGAUUCUGACAUUAGAAUUAAGUAAUUUGAGGACACAAAUAGUUGAUGCCGUGUCACCUGAAAAUAUGACUAUUCUACAACUUCCCUUUUCUGUUCAAAAAUCAAACUGAAGCAACCAACUGGUUAAUCAUUUUGUUUGGAUUGCAAGAAAAAAAUCUGCAUCACAAAAAGAAUAUGGGGAAGUUAUUAGAACUGAUAAUUAUAAAACCAUGAACUUCAGCGAAUCAGUAAUACGUUUUAAAAAGAAAUCCCUUUAAAACCUAGUUUUGUUUGGUGUUCUCAACUUACUUUUUCUGAAUUAGUGUUUUGGAAGUUUUGCUUUAGUUGUGUCCUUAGAUUGCAUGGUCCAGUUGAAAAAUAAUCAUUAUGAAUACAUUUGUAGAAUAGAGUCUGGGUUAAGCUUUGGGCCUGUGGUUGUAAGGAAUGGUUAGGUUUAUUACUUGGGGUCAUUUUUGUGGGCCAAAGCAUUUUUUUUUGUUUUGUUUUGAAGCUUUGUGUAAAAUGAUUAACUUGUAAAAUUUAUAACUUCACAAUGAACCACUACACAGCAUUCAAUAGCCAAACAGUACUCAUUUUAAAGACUCGUUCUUGUUCUGAAACAAAAUAAAGCACUUUAAGUGUUACUGUGAAGGAAACUUUAUUAUGUCUAAUUAGUAUGUGAAUGGCCCAAAGUUUGUUGGAUAUUGCAAGACCCAUGCAUUUCUAAUAUGAAAUAAAAUGCUGUUUUCAUAAAUUAAA